AUGACCAGUUUAUUCGGACAUCGUGCCCGAGGUAGCAAAGUCGCGUUCGUGGCUGGCGCCAACGGAAUCAGCGGAAGUGCCAUCAUUGAUCAUCUUGUCAAGCAGCCAGACAGUGAAUGGUCCGAUAUCAUCAUCACUUCGAGGAGUCCGAUCAAGUCUAUCUACACCGACCCCAGAGUUCGAUUCGUUGCAAUCGACUUCUUACGACCGGUUGAGGAGAUUGUCGAGCAGAUCAGGGGUCUGUGCAAGAACGUCACCCACGCCUUCUUCACUUCUUACGUCCAUGACAAUGACUUCUCUGUCCUCCACGUGAAGAACGGCCCUCUGUUCCGCAACUUCCUGGAGGCAACGGAUUUGGCUUGCCCUGGAUUGAAGCGUGUUGUUCUACAGACUGGAGGAAAGCACUAUGGAUUCCAACACCGGGACCUCAACACCCCCCCUGUGGAGGACACGCCUCGCUACACAGGCCCCGAGAACAUCUUCUACUAUGAGCAGGAAGACGACUUGUUCGCUAUUCAGAAGCGUCGUAACACUUGGAACUAUAACAUCAUCCGUCCUUGGGGCAUCAUCGGUUUCAGCUGGCAAUAUCUCGGAAUCAAUGAAACACUUCCGAUUGCCCAAUACUUCCUCAUCUGCCGUGAGCUCGGACAGUCUCCGAAGUGGCCCGGAACCCUAGAAAGCUGGAACCGAGUCGAGAGCCAGUCUUAUGCCCCCGGUAUCGCCGACCUAACUAUCUGGGCAGCUACCAAUGACCAAUGCAAGGACGAAGCCUUCAACCACGUCAACAGUGAUGUGAUUGUCUGGAAACACUUGUGGCACCUGUUGGCUGAGUACUUCAAGGCCCCGAUGGCCGACUUCGAAGCUCCCACAGCAGAGACCAAAUCCAUCGACCUGGCCGAGUGGGCCAAGGAUAAGAAAUCUACCUGGGAGAAAAUAGUUGCCAGAAGCGGUGGUGACGCCGAGGCAUUCCAGCUAGACGCCUUUGCCUUGAUGAACUGGUACAUCACACCUUCGCUGCAGAAAGGCCCGUUCCCUGGCACUAGUGGCAAAGCCCGAGAUCUUGGCUGGCAACGCAGUGAUGACACAUACCGCGCGUGGCUGGGCACCAUGCGGGCCUACGAAAAUGCCGGUGUUCUCCCGAUGUCGUGA
Molecule: messenger RNA, 1149 nt
Organism: Penicillium salamii
Lineage: Eukaryota; Fungi; Ascomycota; Eurotiomycetes; Eurotiales; Aspergillaceae
Source: the annotation of a GenBank genome assembly